AUGGCGAAAUUUCGCCAAUUUAUAAAUGUUUCAUACUGCCGCUAUUAUAGUGUACAACAGGCUAAGAAAAAGAUACCAAUAAUAUCAUGUAAGAGACCGGAAUUCAAUCACUACGAGGGACAAACUUAUGGAAAAUUUGAGGUUAUAAAACUAGCAUCACAGGGUUGGUCGCACGUUAAAUCCAAGAAUGAUUACUUCACUAUCUUCGGAGACGCUCCAAGACAGGAAGAGGAGACGCUAUUUCGCAAGAGUUUCCCGGAAAUAGGUUUGACGGAGGAAUUGUGUGAUGUUGUUUCGCAGCUUGGUUAUUCUUUACCUACCGUGAUACAGGCAAAGUCAUUUUUACCUAUAAUACAAGGGUAUAACACAGCCAUAACAGCUGAGACGGGCUGUGGUAAAACUUUAGCGUAUCUUUUACCCAUUAUACAACACAUUACGUCAUGGAAACCACAUAUUCAGGAGGAUUUUAAUAGUCCAUUAGCCGUCGUUUUAACACCUAGUAGAGAAUUAGCAUCACAGCUAGCUGAAGUUGCACAAAGCUUGUCCGAGAACCUGAACAUCAAUGUUUCAACACUAAUUGGAGGAAAAACAAAGAAAAAGAUUAUGGACCCGCCUGUAGAGUACACUGACUUAAUGAUUGCGACACUGGGUGCAUUUAGUAAACUUGUUACAACUGGGAUUAUCAAACUGCAUAAUGUACAUCAUAUCGUAUUAGAUGAGGCAGAUACAUUGCUUGAUGAUUCUUUUAUUGAUAAGCUUUCAGCAUUGCUGAAGAAGUUUAGGAUACAUUACAAAUGCGAUAUAAAAAUUCCACCUGAAGGUUGUCAAAUAACUCUAGUCAGUGCUACACUUCCCCAUGAGUUACCGGAAACUGUCAGUGCCUUCAUGGAUCCUCAAUCCUUACGGACAGUUACUACUGACAAAAUACACAGGAUCCUACCACACAUUCCCCACAAAUUUGUUCGCCUAGGUAAAGCACAGAAACCCGGUGAGCUCUUGAGAUUGGUGCAAGCUGAUUUAAAUAAAAACCGUCAGGUCAUGGUCUUUUCAAACAAAACAUCCACCUGUGACUUUGUCUCCAUGUUCCUUAACGAGAAUAGUAUCAAAUGCCUCAACAUGAAUGGGCGGAUGGCGGUCCCACUAAAAGCUGGGAAUAUAGACAAGUUUAAAUCUGGAGAGGUUAAGGUUAUCUCUAGCACAGAUGUGACGUCACGCGGUAUCGAUACAAAGGGGGUAAGUCAUAUUAUCAACUACGAUUUUCCCUUGUACACGUCGGACUACAUCCACCGUUGUGGCAGAACGGGUCGCAUCGGUUCGCCCCAGGAUUGCUUCGUCACCAACUUCAUAGCGUGGCCCCGGGAAAUCCACCUCGUGCAAAAGAUAGAGGAAGCAGUGAGGAGAAACAAAGAACUACCAAACGUGAACGCAAAUAUAAGGCGACAGAUUGUAGAUAGAAUUGUUAAAAUGUCUGGUCUUCCAUAA
Molecule: messenger RNA, 1482 nt
Organism: Leptosia nina
Lineage: Eukaryota; Metazoa; Arthropoda; Insecta; Lepidoptera; Pieridae
Source: the annotation of a GenBank genome assembly